Molecule: messenger RNA, 1665 nt
Organism: Cokeromyces recurvatus
Lineage: Eukaryota; Fungi; Mucoromycota; Mucoromycetes; Mucorales; Mucoraceae
Exons: 9
Coding region: 1-1665 (554 amino acids)
Biological process (GO): protein transport to vacuole involved in ubiquitin-dependent protein catabolic process via the multivesicular body sorting pathway
Cellular component (GO): ESCRT-0 complex
Molecular function (GO): phosphatidylinositol binding; ubiquitin binding
Source: RefSeq, a predicted model, not a curated record
AUGUUUUCAAGAGUUAAUCCAUUUGAUGAGUCAGUUACUGCUGCAACCAAUGAGAAUCUUACAGUAGAAAACUGGGAACUUAUCUUGGCAGUAACUGAUAAACUAAACCGAGCUACUCCCGAUAGUGCAAGAGAUUGUAUUGCUGCUGUUGAAAAGCGCUUGAAUAAUAGAAAUCCCAAUGUUCAACUUUAUGCCAUUGCACUGGCUGAAGCUUUAGUCAAAAAUUGUGAUAUUACUGUACAUCGUGAAAUAUCUUCUCGCUCAUUCACAAAUACUUUAACUAAGCUUGUUCAUGAUAAGACAGUUCAUCCAAAAGUAAAAACGAGAAUUCUAGAGUUUAUUCAAAUGUGCUCCUUUGAAUUUAGGGCAGAUUCCACUCUUGGUUUAAUAAAUGAAGUAUACCAUUCUUUACGUGCUGAAGGUAUUCAGUUCCCUUCGCCACAAAAGCCAAGAAAAGAGUUUACUCAGUCAGAACUUGAUAAACAAAAAGAAGAAGAGGAAUUACAACUUGCAUUAGCACUUUCACUUUCUGAAUCGGAGAAUCGUCAUACUUAUAAGUCUCAUUCUUUUUUUCCUUGUCAUAAGUCAUCUACAGCUACUACUUCGAACAGUAAUCCUACAGUUACUGCCACUAAGCCAAAGUCAGCAGAUGAUGAAACUGCGCAAAUUUCCCGAGUUAGAGCCUUAUAUGAUUUUCAACCUACAGAGCAAGGUGAACUUGGAUUUCAAAAGGGGGAUAUUAUUCGAGUCAUUGAAAGUGUUUAUCGCGAUUGGUGGAAAGGGGAGCUUCGUGGCAAAACGGGUAUUUUCCCCGUCAAUUAUGUUGAAAAAAUCGUUGACCCUUCUCCUUCUGAUCUCUUAAAAGAAGUCUCAAUUGAAAAUGAAGUCUUGAACGAGACACGUAAUAUUGAUCGUUUAUUGGAAAUACUUUCUAGUGAUACCUCGUCAACUUCAUUUUCUGAUAAUGAAGAGCUUCAAUCAUUGUAUAACAGUACACUCGCCAUUCGACCCAAGUUAGUUAAGCUGAUUGAAAAAUAUAGUUUAAAAAGAGAUGAACUUGUUGCUUUAAAUGAGAAAUUUAUGAGAGCGAGAACAAUGUAUGACAGUAUGCUUUCUAAUUCUAUUGCAAAAUAUUCUACUGCAAAUACUUAUGGAUACCCACCAGCAGUAAAUCAGCAAUCACCUUAUUAUACUGAACAAUCUACUUAUAGUAAUAAUUAUGGUUAUCAGCAAAGUCCUGUACAGGUUAAUACACAAUCUACAUCAAUCUAUGGUAGUAAUGAUGCUAUGACAGCACCUGGCGCUUCCACUGUUACUACUACUAAUCCUCAACAGCAGCCCUAUGAUUAUCAGCAACAAUAUCAUCAGACGUCUUUUGAUAACACUACUACGACUGCUACCACUGCUACUAAUAAUAUUGCUGCCCCUACUGUAAUGUCUCCUCCUCCUCCUCCUCAACAGCAUCAAACUUAUACAAACUAUGCUCCACCUCAGCAGUCAAUAACUACUUCGGAUAACAAUUAUUAUCCACCUGUUAACUAUAAUUCCACAUCUCUCGCUCAUCAGCAACAAUCCCAAACCGCAUAUACAUCAUCUGUUUCUCCUUCUCAAACUAUAUCUGGUUAUCCUCAACAGCAACAAAAUUAUUCCACUCAAAAUUAUUAA